GGCACCAUCUAUCAUAUGGUCAAGACAAAUAAAGUUGGGUCCAAGGUCGCAGUUUCAGCACAGAAAGGGGCUGAGACUACGAACGAAACCCCUCAUCAGGGACACGGGUAUGUUCCUCCCUCCAGCCCGCGGAGUGGCGCAGCCUCCAUCAAGACUUCACCCCCUCGAAGAUCAGAAGCUGGGCAUCCCACCAUCUUCUAUUCAACACCAGACCACCCACGAUCUAGCUCUACCCAAACUGGGCCUGGCCUCUCUGGAGCACCCAGCUCUCGGAUGGAGACCCGGUCAAAAUCUGAAGCAUACCACCACAUCCCUCUUCCUCAAAAGAUGCAGCAAGCCCAGGGGUCAGCUCCCUUUGAUGUCCAGGUGCCGCGGAACGUUAGUCCAUCCAGAGAGGAAUCGACUAGGAGAAGGGGUGAGAGCAAGCCAGGGCGUGAUGCCAGCAAUCGCUACUCCGUAUUUUCAGAUGCCAAAUCGUCUCGCCGGUUGAGUUUUGUAGACCAGAAGGAUAACUUGACAAUUUUAGAAGAUGACCCACCCUCCAAGGUCCAGUGUCCCCAAGGAGUUAGAGGUCCCCGUAGGGGUUUGGUUUACCCGAAGGAUGCUGCAGUCCAAACCGAGCCCAUUCAAAAGAGUUCCACUGCUGCUGGUACCAGAAAUCCAAGGAGACCCCCCAGUCCAGAAUACAGCAGCAGCCGCGGCCGUACAGACUAUCGAACAACCCAGAGAAGAUUCCCUUGCCAAGAGUCGGAAAUGAGCCGUCAAAACUCCAUUUAUACAGAACCCAAGGCCUUGCAUAGAAAUAGGAACUUGGAAUCCUCCCUCACACUCUCCGUCCUUAAAGAUUUCGAUGCCGGGUUCAGAGUUUCUACGCGCCCGGAGCCUGAGUCUAUCCACAGGCAUUCUGCCUACCCCAAAACCAAACCCUCCCCAAAGGUCUUAAUGUCAUCAAAACUGGAGGCCAACAUGAAGUCCUCAAUCCGAGGAGACACUGAGGUUGGCCGCAAGGUCACCAUUUCCUCUGGGAGACAGACAGUGCAGUUGCCUUCCCAUGUGACGUCUCGAGCAGUGUCUGAGAGCCCCCACAGAUCGUCUGUGUCUGCCACUCCGGAGCCCACCUAUAAGCAGCACACCAAAAAAUCCUCAGGAAAUGUCUUUAGGUCCCCAGGAUCCACAUCCAGGUGUUCAGAGCCCUCCGGAAAGCCCUCUGUCCAUGCAGAACUGGAACUGACCCCUCGGCCCUUACCCCCUCGGUCCUUACCUAGGUAUGGGCCUGACUGUUCAUGGUGGGCCUUACUCAACCCUGAAAUUGAAAUGCCUCAAAGCUGGUCAACAACACCUGAUUUCGAGCCUAAGUCCCCUUCUCCCCUAGACCCUUCACUGCCCUUUUUUGAAAUGGACUCAAGCCCUUUCUGUGAGGAUCUGAUGUUCCAGAGAGGGAAGGCAAGUCCAUCACCGCCACCAGCACCGGCAGCAUCACCAUCACCACCACCACCACCGCCGCCUCUGCCAAAGGAGUCUCCAAGCCGGGCACCAUCAAGGGAUGUGCCACAGGCCUCCAAGCACGCCUCCAAACAGCCCAUUCAAAGGUUUAGUGCUUUCUUCUUGGAUGUCUCUGAGGAAAUGUACAAUCGUGUCAUCUGGUGGCUAAAAGAUGAGGAGAUCAAGCGCUUUCUGGAGGACUCGGAUAACCCAGAACUGAACAAGUUCGUGAAGGAUUUCCCAGGAAGCGAGAGCUACCACCAACCAGAGGCCAAGACCUGGGUGUCCAGGCCCCAAAUCCUGGAGCCAAGGCCCCAGGCCUCGGACCUCUGCCAGGAUGACCUGGAGUUCAGACCCCCUUCAUGGCCCCAGCCCUCUGACAGCCAGCAGUUCUUCUCUGCCUCAGCCCCCCUCAGCCCCUCAGCCCGGCCCCGCAGCCCGUGGGGAAAGCUCGAUCCCUAUGACUCCUCUGAGGAUGACAAGGAGUAUGUGGGCUUUGCGACCCUCCCCAAUCAAGUCCACCGAAAAUCCGUGAAGAAAGGCUUUGACUUUACCCUCAUGGUGGCAGGAGAGUCUGGCCUGGGGAAAUCCACUCUCAUCAACAGCCUCUUCCUCACUGAUCUAUACCGGGACCGGAAACUCCUGAGUGCUGAAGAGCGGAUCAUGCAAACGGUGGAGAUCACUAAGCAUGCAGUGGACAUAGAGGAGAAGGGCGUGAAGCUGCGGCUCACCAUUGUGGACACACCAGGUUUUGGGGAUGCCGUUAACAACACAGAGUGCUGGAAGCCUGUGGCAGAAUACAUCGACCAGCAGUUUGAGCAGUAUUUCCGAGAUGAAAGUGGCCUGAACCGCAAGAACAUCCAAGACAACAGGGUGCACUGCUGCCUGUACUUCAUCUCGCCCUUCGGCCACGGGCUCCGGCCACUGGAUGUUGAAUUUAUGAAGGCCCUGCAUCAGCGGGUCAACAUCGUGCCUAUCUUGGCAAAGGCGGACACACUGACACCUCCUGAAGUGGAGCACAAGAAACGCAAAAUCCGGGAGGAGAUUGAGCACUUUGGAAUCAAGGUCUACCAGUUCCCAGACUGUGACUCUGAUGAGGAUGAGGACUUCAAAUUACAGGACCAAGCCCUAAAGGAAAGCAUCCCAUUUGCCGUCAUUGGCAGCAACACCGUGGUAGAGGCCAGAGGGCGGCGAGUUCGAGGCCGGCUCUACCCCUGGGGCAUCGUGGAAGUGGAAAAUCCAGGGCACUGCGACUUUGUGAAGCUGAGGACAAUGCUGGUGCGUACUCACAUGCAGGACCUGAAGGAUGUGACACGGGAGACACAUUACGAGAACUACCGGGCACAGUGCAUCCAGAGCAUGACCCGCCUGGUGGUGAAAGAACGGAAUCGCAACAAACUGACCCGAGAGAGUGGUACCGACUUCCCCAUCCCUGCUGUUCCACCAGGGACAGAUCCAGAAACGGAGAGGCUGAUCCGAGAGAAAGAUGAGGAGCUGCGGCGGAUGCAGGAGAUGCUGCACAAAAUCCAAAGACAGAUGAAGGAGACCCAUUAGCUGGCUUUCAGCCUUGAAUAUUUAAAUCACCGCCUCUUCCUCCUGCUAUGCCGGCCCCUCCCAGCACCAGCUCUACUCAGGCCUCUGCAGCUACUGCCACUUGACCUUACAUCCCUGCUGCCUCCCCAGAGACUCAGAAGAAAUAAAGUUUAACAAAUCUA
Messenger RNA from Phacochoerus africanus (Common warthog), 3197 nucleotides. It is a transcript of the gene SEPTIN4, whose product is annotated as septin 4. The record is from RefSeq and is a predicted model, not a curated record. Gene Ontology annotation, cellular component: septin ring; septin complex; sperm annulus. Gene Ontology annotation, molecular function: GTPase activity; molecular adaptor activity; GTP binding. Lineage: Eukaryota; Metazoa; Chordata; Mammalia; Artiodactyla; Suidae. The transcript has 14 exons. Gene Ontology annotation, biological process: regulation of exocytosis; cytoskeleton-dependent cytokinesis. Bases 16 to 3036 code for a protein of 1006 amino acids.